AUGUUUAAGAAAUUUGAAGGUGCUCACUGGAAGCGUUUACUCGAUAAUUCCAUCGAUUUGCUUCGGCAAACCUUUACAGUGGAAGCUAGCCGGGCAUUAGGGGUUUCACCCGAAAGAAUUCGGGGCGUAGAGUUUCGUCUGGGGAGUCUCCACGUGACUUUUCACGUUACUCACGACGAUGACUUGUCGCAGGAAGAGAUUAAUCAACUUAUUGAAAACUACCCCUUUAGUGAAAUGUGGCGUCUUUACAGUCAAUUUAAUGGUGCUGCAGUCGAUUUGGAUGGCUUAAGUAAUACUAUUAAGGGUCUUGAGGAACAAUUGGCACAAAAGGACCUUGAGUUAGAGUCUACCCGCAAAAUGGGCGAACAAAAAACAUGCGAAUUCACGAAAGAAAUCGCAAGGCUGCGGAACAAUUUGGAAGAAGUGGAGGAUCGUGAGAGAAACUUAAUCAAAGAGUUAGCAAAGGAGGGGGAAGACCGGAAAACAAUUGAAGCUCAGUUCGCUGCAUCAAAGGAGGAGAACCAAAAAUUAGAAGAUGAUCUCAAGGGUACAAAGAAUCAUUUUGUUGAAAUCGCACAUAGAUAUAAAGAGUCAAUUCUCGCUAUACUAAAAGAAAACAAGAAAGAAAGGGAAGCUAAGGAACGCGAGUUAAGGGAUCAAAUCGAGAUGAAGAGUUACGUUAUUCAAAAUCUCGAGGCAAAAAUUAGGCACUUACGAGGUGCCGAAGUUGACCAACAUAGUUAUCUUAACGGAAACAACGAUGGAGCUUCAAGCAGACCUGUGCCCCAUAUCAAAGAGUUGUCAUUACAGCUACGACAGAUCGAAAGAUCAGAAAUGGAGGUGCGCAGCGAGCUUGGACGUUUAUCUGAAUCCUUAAAGAUAGCAUAG
Molecule: messenger RNA, 888 nt
Organism: Phytomonas sp. EM1
Lineage: Eukaryota; Euglenozoa; Kinetoplastea; Trypanosomatida; Trypanosomatidae
Source: the annotation of a GenBank genome assembly